AUGGCCAGCAAUCCGCUUCUUCGGCUUUUCGGAUUCAAUGACGCCCUUAAUGAUUCCGAGUCGGAAUUGGCUGAUACGAAAAAAGGAAGGCUAUCGAAGAAUGGAGCGAGAGAAGCAGAAGAAAACGCCAAAAUCGAAGAAAAACCUUCGAUAAUAGCGAAUAGAACCCGCCGAAAAUCACAAAUCACAGAAAAUGAUAAAGAACAGCAAUUAGAGCGUCGAAAAUCAUUGAGAAGUGUAAAAAAGGAGCCGAGUAAAUCACCAACGAAACUGUUAGAAGAUUCAAUGGAUCCCGAUGAUGGGGAAAUACGACGGAGCAAACGCGAUCGUAAGCCAAAUAGCCGCUUUUCGCCGAGCAAAAUGUCGGAAAGUGUUCGCAAAAACCGGAAAAGGAGUGCCGCGUUGAACUCCGUUGAGCAAAUUGAGGAGAAUGUAAACAGAUGCCUCAAAAUGAAAAAAUAUCAAAAUGAUGACCAAAUGGCUCCGAAAGACAAUGAUGAAGAAUCAUUCAAAACGAGCACUUCCGGCGACGAAGAAUCUGUUGUAAAUUCAGAUUUUAGCGAUUCUGAAGAAAUUGAGGAUGAAGAACCUGAAGAUAGCAGUACAUCGAUGGAAGAAAGUGAAAGAUUUGAUCCGAAAACUGAAGAAGAAGAGAGAAUUUUUUAUCGAAGAAGCAGCAAUUCAAGUUUUAUGCCCCGACUAAAAAAUUGGAUGAUUAAUGGAAGUGGAGACUCUAUAAAAUCGGAUAAUGUUGUGAAUAAACAUUUUCAAUUUCGAAGAUCGAUUCUUGGGGAUGAUUUCGCCCCGUUUGAGAAAGUCCGACAAAUAAUUGAUGCUGUCAGAAGACGUCCAAUAAUUUGGGAUUUGCGUUUGAAUUGUCAUCGAGACCACAUUCUAGUUCGAAAAGCGUGGCUACAAAUCGACCAAGUACUCGGAAAUGACCAAGAAUUCACGCUUCAUCGUCGCAAACAAAUUUGGAAGAACAAACGCGAUUACUAUGUUAAUCUCGUUUUGUCGCAGAAAACCAAAGAAUGGUCAUUCUCGAGAGAAAUGGAAUUUUAUCGUCCGAUGAUUCUUCUUCGCCAUUCGUAUUUAAUUCGACCGUCAGUUCUACAUCAAGAUGGAGGAUUACGAGAGACAGCGGUUUUAGCGAAUAAGAAUAUCAUUUGCAAUUCAGAUGAUAAGAUCAAUGUCUUAAAAUUUAUUUUGAAAUCAAUUAAUGAUGCUGGAAUUUGCGAUGAGUCAAUGAUGGAAGCGCAUGAAUUAGCAAUCGAACGAAUUUUUCUGGAAAAUUACGCUCUAAUUGCGAAUAAAUAUCGAAAAAAUUGA
Caenorhabditis bovis is the source of this 1329-nucleotide messenger RNA. Lineage: Eukaryota; Metazoa; Nematoda; Chromadorea; Rhabditida; Rhabditidae. The record is from the annotation of a GenBank genome assembly.